CAGUCCCGGCCGGUUUGCGGCAGUCCGUUGGUCUGUGUUGUGGAGCAGCAUGGCGGCGGCGGGCGGUGCAGGAGCUGAGGCGGUGACAGAGGAGCAGCAGAGCCCGGCUCAGGGCGCAGCCUCCCCCGGGCGGGCCGAGCAGCGGAGCCCGGCUCAGGGCGCAGCCUCCCCCGGGCGGGCCGAGCAGCAGAGCCCGGCUCAGGGCGCAGCCUCCCCCGGGCGGGCCGAGCAGCGGAGCCCGGCUCAGGGCGCAGCCUCGCCCGGGCGGGCCGAGCAGCGGAGCCCGGCUCAGGGCGCAGCCUCCCCCGGGCGGGCCGAGCAGCGGAGCCCGGUGUGUCUGAUCGUGCUGGGCAUGGCGGGAUCCGGGAAGACCACCUUCGUCCAGAGACUCACAGCUCACCUCCACAGUAAGAAGUUUCCUCCGUACGUCAUCAACCUGGACCCCGCCGUGCACGAGGUCCCCUUCCCCGCCAACAUCGAUAUCCGGGACACGGUGAACUACAAGGAGGUGAUGAAGCAGUACGGCCUGGGCCCCAACGGCGGCAUCGUGACAUCGCUCAACCUGUUCGCCACGCGCUUCGACCAGGUGAUGAAGUUCAUCGAGAAGAAGCAGCACAACCACCGGUUCGUGCUGAUCGACACGCCGGGGCAGAUCGAGGUGUUCACCUGGUCGGCCUCCGGGACCAUCAUCACCGAGGCCCUGGCCUCCUCCUUCCCCUGUGUGGUUGUGUAUGUGAUGGACACGUCUCGCAGUGUGAACCCCGUCACCUUCAUGUCCAACAUGCUGUACGCCUGCAGCAUUCUGUACAAAACCAAGCUGCCCUUCAUCGUGGUCAUGAACAAGACUGACAUCAUCGAGCACAGCUUCGCCGUGGAGUGGAUGCAGGACUUCGAGGCGUUCCAGGACGCCCUGAACCAGGAGACGUCCUACGUCAGCAACCUGACGCGCUCCAUGAGCCUGGUGCUGGACGAGUUCUACGCCAACCUGCGGGUGGUGGGUGUGUCCGCGGUGACCGGCAGCGGAUUGGACGAGCUGUUCGUCCAGGUGGAGGACGCCGCCAAGGAGUACGAGACAGACUACAGACCCGAGUACGAGAGGCUGCACCGAGAGCUGGCAGAGGCUCAGAGCAGGAAGCAGCAGCAGCAGCUCGACCGCCUCAAGAGGGACAUGGGAGCUGUGAGCAUGCAGACGGCGCCACCUGCAGAGGAAGUGGGCGUGGCCGGACCCAGCGACUUCAUCCUGACCCGAGGAAACCCCGAGGAAGAGGAGGAGGAAGAGGACAGCGACACGGACGACAUCGACCACAGCGUGACCGAGGAGAGCAGAGAGAGCCAGGCCUUCGGGAACUUCCUCAGAGACAGGAAGGAAGUGGUUCGGGUUCGAAACAGGAAGUCGGCGGCGCCCGAGGGACCCUCGACCCCCGACCCCUGACCCCUGACCCCUCCACGGGGGGAUGUGACAUCACGAUGACACGGAGGGGUGGAGUCAGAGACUGAUGCUGAAAACUAUAUUUUUAUAUCUUUUGUGUUGCUUUUUCUGAACUGGUGGAUCAAGUUUCUGAGGAACUUCCUGAAAAUCACAAAUAA
Messenger RNA from Myripristis murdjan (pinecone soldierfish), 1587 nucleotides. RefSeq names its product GPN-loop GTPase 1 (gene gpn1). NCBI's taxonomy places the organism in Eukaryota, Metazoa, Chordata, Actinopteri, Holocentriformes, Holocentridae. Gene Ontology annotation, molecular function: GTPase activity; ATP hydrolysis activity. The transcript is spliced from 13 exons. The coding region runs from base 50 to 1432 and encodes 460 amino acids. The record is from RefSeq and is a predicted model, not a curated record.